AUGGCCCAUUCGACAAUCCGUUGCAGAUAUCACAACGCCUUCGAGGCCGUCCACCGGCUCGGCGGCUGGACAUCAGGACUAACACUCCACCCAACCAGUCCCUUGCCGUUGCCAUCGCCAGCAACCCCAACUUGGCUCAACUGCCGCAAACUCCCCAUAGUAACCGAGCGCCUCUCAGCCCAUGCCCUACGCAUACACUUCACCUACAGCAACCCCCCACCCGGCACCACCAUCCGCCUCUCCACGUGCCCUCUACUCGAAUGGCACGCCUUCGCGACAAUAAACAACCCCGCCGCCCCUGGCUUCUCGGUGAUCGUCUCCGACGCCGGCGACUGGACCAAGGCGCUCAUCGCCAGCCCCCCACGCGAGCUCUGGGUCCGCCGCACGCCCACGUGCGGCGUCCUGCGCAUCGCGCCCCUGUUUGAUAGUAUCCUGCUCGUGGCCACGGGCUCGGGCAUCGCGCCAUGUCUGCCCGUUAUAAUGGCGCGGCAGACGCGCACCUACGGGUCUGAUAUCGCGGCGAUCGUCGAUGCCCUGGGCGCGAAUACCCGGAUUCACAACACGUCUACCAUGGGAAGGCCGAAUAUGUUGGCUAUUGUCAUGGAGAUGUACAGGCAGACGGGCAGCGAGGCUGUGAUCGUGAUUUCGAACCCGAAGCUAACGCUUCGGCUGGUGCGCGAGUUGGAGGUGCAGGGGGUGCCAGCUUUUGGGCCUAUAUGGAAUUCUUGA
Anthostomella pinea is the source of this 729-nucleotide messenger RNA. NCBI's taxonomy places the organism in Eukaryota, Fungi, Ascomycota, Sordariomycetes, Xylariales, Xylariaceae. The record is from the annotation of a GenBank genome assembly.